This is a messenger RNA of Dictyostelium purpureum, 1311 nucleotides long. Its product is annotated as succinate-CoA ligase (ADP-forming). Gene Ontology annotation, cellular component: succinate-CoA ligase complex; mitochondrion. Gene Ontology annotation, biological process: succinyl-CoA metabolic process; tricarboxylic acid cycle. The transcript has 2 exons. The record is from RefSeq and is a predicted model, not a curated record. Gene Ontology annotation, molecular function: succinate-CoA ligase (ADP-forming) activity; ATP binding. Bases 1 to 1311 code for a protein of 436 amino acids. Lineage: Eukaryota; Evosea; Eumycetozoa; Dictyosteliales; Dictyosteliaceae.
AUGUUUACCAGUUUAGUUAGAAAAGUUAGUGGUGUCAAAUCCACCACCAACUCAUUGGUUUACACCAAGAGAUUUUUAAAUGUUCACGAAUAUCAAGCCCAAAAAAUGAUGAAGGCUUUUGGUAUCGAUUGCCCAAAAGGUAAUGUUGCCGAUACACCAGAAGAAGCUGAAAAGAUUGCUGAAGUUCUUGGUACUCAAGAUUUAGUUGUCAAGGCUCAAAUUCUUGCAGGUGGUAGAGGUAAAGGUAUUUUUACAAGUGGUCUUAAAGGUGGUGUUCACUUAUGUAGUUCACCAGAAGAAAUUAAAAAUUAUGCUAAACAAAUGAUUGGUCACACUCUUGUAACUAAACAAACUGGUCCAGAUGGUAAAGUAGUUCAUCAAGUAUAUAUCACUGAACGUCACUUUUUACGUAAAGAAAUGUAUUUCGCCAUUCUUAUGGAUCGUAAAGCUGGUGGUCCAGUUAUGGUUGCUUCACCACAAGGUGGUGUCGAUAUUGAAGCUGUUGCUCGUGACACUCCAUCAGCAAUCUUCAAAGAACCAAUCGAUAUUAAUAUUGGUGUUAAACCAGAACAAACUGCUCGUUUAGCCGAAAAAUUAGGUUUCUCAAAGAAAAACAUUGAAAAGGCUCAAGAUCAAAUGAAAAAAUUAUAUGACUUUUUUAUUAAAAACGAUUGUACUCUUGUUGAAAUUAAUCCAUUCGCAGAAACAGCAUCAGGUGAAGUUUUAUGUAUGGACGCUAAAUUAAAUUUUGAUGACAAUUCAUCAUUCCGUCAUAAAGAAAUCUUUGCAUUAAGAGAUAAAUCACAAGAAGACCCACGUGAAGUUAAAGCAGCAGAAUAUGAUUUAAAUUAUAUUGGUUUAGAAGGUAACAUUGGUUGUUUAGUUAAUGGUGCUGGUUUAGCUAUGGCCACUAUGGAUAUCAUUAAACUUUAUGGUGGUUCACCAGCCAACUUUUUAGAUGUUGGUGGUGGUGCUACUCAAAAGCAAGUUCAAGAAGCCAUUAAAUUAAUCAGUAGCGAUCCAAAUGUUAAAUCAAUUUUAGUAAACAUUUUCGGUGGUAUCAUGAAAUGUGAUAUCAUUGCUUUAGGUAUUAUCGCAGCCGUUAAAGAACUCUCCAUUAAAACACCAUUAGUCGUUCGUCUUCAAGGUACUAAUGUAGAAAGCGCAAAGAAAAUUAUGGAAGAAUCUGGUCUUCGUAUUAUUGCAGCCGAUGAUCUCGAUGAAGCUGCCAAAAAAUCUGUAAGAAUCGCUCAAAUUGUUUCAUUGGCCGAAGCUGCCGAAUUAGAUGUUUCAUUUAAAUUACCAUUAUAA